Molecule: messenger RNA, 1947 nt
Organism: Lineus longissimus
Lineage: Eukaryota; Metazoa; Nemertea; Pilidiophora; Heteronemertea; Lineidae
Product: vesicle-associated membrane protein 7-like
Exons: 9
Coding region: 104-769 (221 amino acids)
Biological process (GO): vesicle fusion; exocytosis
Cellular component (GO): membrane; SNARE complex
Molecular function (GO): SNAP receptor activity; SNARE binding
Source: RefSeq, a predicted model, not a curated record
CCCGGAAGUGCAUAGUGUGAUCAUGUGAUGCAUGCAAUGUCUGCUCAAUUUGCUGUCAGUUUCUAACAAUUUUUGUUAAUCAAAGUUCAUGACAAUAUAGACCAUGCCCAUUAUUUAUGCAGUGGUGGCCCGUGGGCCAGCUGUCUUGGCCAAGUAUGCCAGCUGUGCAGGAAACUUUUCAGAGGUCACAGAAUUAGUCCUGUCAAAGAUAUCUCCAGAGAAUGCGAAGUUGACAUAUUCACAUGGAAGCUAUCUGUUUCACUAUAUCUGUGAGGAUAGAAUCAUCUACCUCUGUAUAACAGAUGAUGACUUCGAAAGGUCGAGAGCGUUUCUCUUCCUCAAUGAUAUCAAACGAAGGUUUCAGACCCAGUAUGGUUCACGAGCUCAGACAGCCCUCCCGUUUGCAAUGAACAGUGAAUUCUCCAGAUCAUUGGCUGCACAGAUUAGACAUUAUUCCGAAAAUAGACAUGUUGAGCAGGAUCAAGUUGCUAAGGUCCAAGGAGAGGUGGAAGAGUUGAAAGGAAUAAUGGUCAAAAACAUAGAUAAUAUUGCUGCCCGAGGGGAACGGUUAGAAUUAUUAGUUGAUAAAACUGAAGAUCUAAGCUCUAGCUCGAUAUCAUUCAAGAAAACCAGCAGGCACUUGGCGAGAUCGCUGUGGAUUAAAAAUAUAAAACUAACCGUCAUCAUUGUUCUUGUGGUGAUUAUCAUUAUCUAUUUCAUCGUAUCUGCUGCGUGUGGUGGCCUCGACUGGCCGUGUACAAGAAGAUAACCUGCUUGCACAUGAAAUUUGGAAGAUAUCGGAAAUGACAACUAUGAAAGGGCACCAUCAAUCUUGAGUGUUGGAGCUGCAUUUUCAGUCAAUUCACCGACCUUGGGAACCGUACGUAAAAUUGAUACAAAUAUGUUGUAUGGAGCUAUACUUCAAUUUGCCAAAACACGGUUCAAGCAGUUCUCUUUCUCGACUAUAGAGCUCUCGUUUGUGCCAAUUGUGUUGUUCAUAGUUUCCUGCAUUGGUGUGUCACUAAAUAUAUCGGUUGUGCUUAUCAUUAUUUGGCUCCAAGAUGCCUAGCUUGUGGAGCAUUCUGCCCAAUAUGAAUCUUGUAAAUAUGUAGUGGAAUCCGGCAUACGUCACAAGAAGAAGAUGUGAAGACAUAGACUGAAAUAAUAUGUGUGCAAUAUCAUUCUGGCUGUGAGGCAAAGUUUGCAUGUUUAAAAUGGUUCACUGGGUGUUGAUAAGAAAUUGGGGAGUUGUGCAGUGCCAGUGGUUCGCAUUCUAAACACUGCGGCUCCAAUUAGAUGUUACAUGGAGGCCUAUUGCUAUUGGUGUAUAAUACAUUUUGGCUGCUUUUCGGUAUCAAUUCCUUAAGCUAAACAGAGAGGGUACUCCUACAAUAAUUCAGUCUUGUGGCGAUCGAUUUGAUGUCAUUGUUCACAUGUAUUUUUAAUGUGCCAUAUGUAUGAUUUUCCUGCCAUUUUGUCCAUUUCUUGCUGGAGUGGUCAGAAUGGAGGGGCUUUCUUGAGUGGGGGAGGGGCUGUACACUAUAAUACGUCAUGUACGCAAACUUUUUUUCGCUUCUCAUAUCAUGAAUAUAUUAUAGCUGUAUAAUGUUACUCUUGAUGUAUUCUUUAAAAGAUUGUAUAGGUACUACCUAUGCACAAGUAAUGUAUUUAGGAUUUUGGGGCACUUCCUUGAGACAUACAGAGCGACUAAUUUAAUGUUAUGCUUUCAUUCUUCUGCUCAUCUUGUAUCAUAGUACUUAUCUUUGACAAUCAUCACCCAAUGCUGAUACUUGUAAGAGUGUUCCUGAGCAACAACUUGGGCAUGGGGUUUUUCCGUUCCAGCGAAGUGUUUAAUUAGGACUUUGCCUUUAAGCUGUAAAAGGGCUCAUUAAUUCUGCAUUGUAACAUAUAAAUGUAAACAUGUAAAUACAAAUAAUUCACAAAAUA